Molecule: messenger RNA, 1360 nt
Organism: Arabidopsis lyrata subsp. lyrata
Lineage: Eukaryota; Viridiplantae; Streptophyta; Magnoliopsida; Brassicales; Brassicaceae
Product: cathepsin B-like protease 2
Exons: 11
Coding region: 120-1202 (360 amino acids)
Biological process (GO): regulation of catalytic activity
Cellular component (GO): lysosome
Molecular function (GO): cysteine-type endopeptidase activity
Source: RefSeq, a predicted model, not a curated record
GAAAAGAAAACUUCCAUUAGAGAGAGAGAUACCUUGUCCAAACUCUCUGGCAAAUCAUUUGUUUGGUUUUUGGAGUUCGUUUAAGGGAUUGAGAAAAUAUCAACAGAAGAGAAAGAUUCAUGGCUGAUAAAUGUAUCAAACUUCACUUAGCCUCUGUUUUCUUCUUUUUAGGGCUUCUAAUUUCAUCCUUCAACUUGCAGGGUAUUGCAGCAGAAAAUCUUUCCAAGCAGAAACUGACCUCAUGGAUUCUUCAGAAUGAGAUCGUCAAGGAAGUCAAUGAGAAUCCAAACGCUGGAUGGAAAGCUGCUUUCAAUGAUCGGUUUGCAAACGCCACUGUUGCAGAGUUUAAGCGCCUCCUUGGUGUUAAACCAACACCAAAGACGGAAUUUUUGGGUGUACCUAUUGUGAGUCAUGAUAUAUCUUUGAAGCUUCCUAAAGAAUUUGAUGCUAGAACCGCUUGGUCACAGUGCACCAGUGUUGGAAGGAUCUUAGAUCAGGGUCAUUGUGGUUCUUGCUGGGCCUUUGGUGCUGUUGAAUCACUGUCUGACAGAUUCUGCAUCAAAUAUAACAUGAAUAUUUCUUUAUCUGUCAAUGAUCUCUUAGCAUGUUGUGGAUUCCUUUGCGGACAAGGUUGUAACGGUGGAUACCCAAUUGCUGCGUGGCGGUACUUUAAGCACCACGGUGUAGUAACUGAAGAGUGUGAUCCAUACUUUGACAAUACUGGCUGCUCUCACCCGGGAUGUGAACCCGCUUACCCUACACCAAAAUGUGCGAGGAAAUGUGUUAGCGGAAACCAGCUUUGGCGUGAAUCAAAACAUUAUGGUGUUAGCGCGUACAAGGUCAGAUCUCACCCUGAUGACAUUAUGGCAGAAGUUUACAAAAAUGGACCUGUUGAGGUUGCCUUUACUGUUUACGAGGACUUUGCACAUUACAAGUCAGGAGUGUACAAGCACAUAACAGGUACUAACAUUGGAGGUCAUGCUGUUAAACUUAUUGGCUGGGGAACUUCUGAUGACGGUGAAGAUUAUUGGUUGCUUGCAAAUCAAUGGAACCGAAGCUGGGGAGAUGAUGGUUACUUCAAGAUCAGGAGAGGAACAAACGAAUGUGGCAUUGAACAUGGUGUUGUAGCUGGUUUACCUUCAGACAGGAACGUAUUUAAAGGUAUUACUACUUCAGAUGAUCUUCUUGUUUCCUCAUUUUAAACAGGAAGAUGUGUCUCUACUUCUUCUGUAAUACAUAAUUUGCCAGUGUGUUGUUGUUACCAAUGAAAUAAUUAAACGACUUUCGACCCAAAAAGAAGUCUAUUGUACAUAGCAUUUAGCUUUUUUUUUAUAUCCAAUAUAAUGUGUUGUUGUUUCCA